Molecule: messenger RNA, 561 nt
Organism: Henningerozyma blattae CBS 6284
Lineage: Eukaryota; Fungi; Ascomycota; Saccharomycetes; Saccharomycetales; Saccharomycetaceae
Exons: 1
Coding region: 1-561 (186 amino acids)
Molecular function (GO): zinc ion binding
Source: RefSeq, a predicted model, not a curated record
AUGUUAUAUCUAACUGCAAACACCACUACUUCUGAAACAAUACAAAAAAUAUCUCUUCAAGAUAAUGAAUCAAACCCUACAGAAUUCCCCUUCGAAUUAAUUUGUACUCAUUGUAGGGAGUCACAUGACUCCACCAUCACUAUGAAUGCUUAUGAAAAAGUCGAUAUAAGCGGUAGUAAAGGUGAAGCUUCAAUAGUUGUUAGAUGUAAAUUUUGUAAAUCUGAAAAUUCUAUUGUGUUGAAAAUUAUAGAAAAUGAAUUUAAUUGUUUAAUUGAUGAAGAAGAAGGGAAAACUUUACAAACCAAAAGAAAAAAAUUGGGUUUUAAAAAAAAUUUAAUAGAUAAUAAUUGGAUUCUAUUGGAGUUGGAUUGUAGAGGCUGUGAAGUCUCCAAAUUCCAUCCAGAAUUGAUCACCUUUAAUGUCGUUUUAAAAUCAGGUUCUAUUUUAGAAUGUCAAUUAGACGAAAAUGAAAAUGAAUGGUAUGAUUAUGACGAGGAUGCGGGUGAAGAAGUUUCAAUUAUUGAUUUCCAAUUUAAUAUUAUUAAUAACAAAGGGAAAUAG